UUAGUUCGGCAACAGGUAAAUAAAUCCAACAAAAUGCCCGUGGUGGACACAAAAGACCUCGUGCUGCUUCAGAAGCAGCAGAAACAGGUGCGCAAUAUAUGUAUACUGGCGCACGUGGAUCACGGCAAGACAACUUUGGCGGAUUCCCUCGUGGCGAGCAAUGGCAUUAUUUCACAACGCAUGGCCGGCAAACUGCGCUACAUGGACAGUCGUCAGGAUGAACAGGAGCGCGGCAUUACCAUGAAAAGCAGCUGCAUUUCGCUCUACUAUCAGGACUACAGCAAUGCGGACUAUCUGAUAAAUCUGAUAGAUUCACCGGGUCAUGUGGACUUCUCCAGUGAGGUUUCCACAGCGGUGCGUCUGUGCGAUGGCGCCAUAGUCGUUGUGGAUGUCGUAGAGGGCGUGGGCCCACAAACUCGCGCCUGUCUCAAGCAAAUCUACGAGGAGCAGUUGAAACCCGUGCUGCUGCUCAAUAAGCUAGAUCGCCUGAUACUGGAGAAACAAAUGACGCCGCUGGACGCUUACUUUCACCUCACGCAAGUGCUGGAGCAGGUGAACGCUGUGCUGGGCAGCAUAUUUGCCUCGGAUGUGUUGGCCAAGGAGGACAUGAGCGACAAGAACAACUAUGAGUCGGCGCUGGAGAACGUCGAUGAUUCCGAUCUGUAUUUCUCCCCAGCCGCUGGUAAUGUGGUCUUUUGCUCUGCUUACGAUGGCUGGGCAUUUGCUGUGGGCGACUUUGCGACCACCUAUGCGGAGCGCCUGGAAAUGCCGCGUGCCGAGCUGGAGCGAGCGCUCUGGGGUGACUUCUACUACAAUAGCAAGAAAAAGUGUGCGCUGGCUGGAGCACAGGAGAAGGCCAAGAAGCCGAUGUUUGUGCAGUUCGUGCUGGAGAAUAUUUGGAGCCUGUACGACACUAUUGCCGUGCGCAAAGACAAGGACAAGCUGCCGCUGAUAGCCGAAAAGCUGGGCCUUAAGCUGGCGGCGCGUGAUUUGCGCCUGACAGAUGCCAAGCUGCAAAUCAAGACGGUGCUCGGUCAGUGGCUGCCCAUUGAUCGCAGCGUGCUCCAGAUGGUGGUGCUUCAUGUGCCGCCGCCGCACCGCAUCAGCGAGGAGCGCGCCCAGCGCCUGCUCUAUCCGGCCAAUAUGGAGCUGAGCUCGUUGCCAGCCGAAACGCUGGCGCUCAAGGAGAGCUUUCGGAGCUGCAAUGCGCAGAGUGAAAAUGUAAUCGCAUUUGUGUCCAAAAUGACGCCCGUGCAUGUGUCGCAUCUGCCACAGAAUCGCCCAAAGCGUCUGACAGAUCAGCAGCUGCAGCAGCGACGCGAUGAAGUGCGUCGUCGCAUUGAGGAGCGCAAGCAGCAGAGCGAACAGUCGGCGCUGGAUCAGCUCACGGCGGGUGUCGAGCAGCUGAACACAGAAACAGUUGUAGCAGAGGAGGCUGCGCCCGCGGAGGAGCGCAACGAGUUCGAGUUUAUUGCGUUCGCGCGCGUCUUUAGCGGCACGCUGCGACGUGGCAUGCAGUUGUAUAAUCUGACGCCCAAGCAUGAUCCGCGUCAGCCCACACAUCGGGUGCUGGAGCAGGCGCCCUAUGCGUCACAGGUAACUGUCGGCGAGUUGUACAUGUUCAUGGGCGGCGAGCUGCAGCUGCUGGAUGAGGUGCCCGCUGGCAACAUUGUGGGCAUUGGCGGCUUGGAGGAGCACAUUGUCAAGACGGCGACACUGAGCAGCACCCUGGACUGCACCUCGUUCAGUGAGCUGAGCAUCAUGGCCACGCCCAUAUUGCGCGUGGCUAUUGAGCCAGUGCAACCGCAGGAUAUGCCCAAGCUGGUCAAAGGACUCAAGUUGCUCAAUCAGGCGGAUGCCUGUGUGCAGGUCUCUGUGGCGCCCACGGGCGAGCAUGUGAUAACCACCCUGGGUGAGGUGCAUGUGGAGAAGUGUGUGCACGAUCUGGAGCAGAGCUAUGCCAAGAUCAAGGUCAAUGUGUCCAAACCAAUUGUAUCGUUCAGAGAGACCAUUGUGCCGGAUGCCACCGUGGACAUGGUCAACGAAGCUAUUGUCAAAACAGCCGAUGACAAGGAUGUGACCAAAAAGAUUGCCACGCAGCAGACGCUCAACAAGCUGGGCACGCUGCGUGUCAUCGCCCUGCCGCUGCCCGCGACCGCUGUGCAGCUGCUGGAGCAGCACAGCAACGUUUUCAAGGAACUGGCUGCCACACAGCGCAAUACUCUGCUCUCGGAGAAGUUCUCAACACUUUUGGCUUCCAUCAAGAGUCAGCUGAUUACCGCGCUCGAAGAGCUGCAGCUGCAUGGCUUGAGCUCCCUUACGCCUGCUGAGCUGGUGGAGCGCAUUUGGGCGCUGGGUCCACGCAAUUGUGGCACAAAUAUUCUGCUCAAUCUCAGCGAUUACGAGCAGCCCGACUUUUGGUCCACACAGUCCAAGAGCUCCGACACGGAUGUGCGUGUUACCAGCGAUGCGCGCAGAGACUUCAAUAGCUCCUUGGUGAAUGGCUUUCAGCUGACGUCGGGCGCGGGUCCGCUCUGCGAGGAGCCCAUGCAGGGCGUUUGCUUUGCGGUGCUCGAAUGGUCGCUGCAGUCCGAGGGCGAGGAUUUAAAUGCGCGCGGCUUUGGACCCUUUUCGGGUCAAGUGUUAACGGCUGCCAAGGAGGUUUGCCGGCAGGCUUUUCAGAAUCAGCCACAGCGUUUGGUUACGCCCAUGUACAGCUGUAAUAUUGUGGUCAAUGCAGAAAUGUUGGGUAAAAUGUAUGCGGUUAUUGGACGACGUCACGGCAAAAUCCUAUCGGGCGACCUAACCCAGGGCAGCGGCAAUUUCGCGGUGACCUGCCUGCUGCCCGUCAUCGAAUCGUUCAACUUUGCCCAGGAGAUGCGCAAACAGACAUCUGGCCUGGCCUGUCCCCAGCUAAUGUUUAGCCACUGGGAGGUGAUUGAUAUUGAUCCCUUCUGGCUGCCCACAACCGAGGAGGAACUGAUGCACUUUGGCGAGAAAGCCGAUUCGGCAAAUCGCGCCAAGCUCUACAUGGACAGCGUCCGGCGACGCAAAGGCCUGUUCGUCGACGAGCAGGUGGUGGAGCAUGCCGAGAAACAGCGCACGCUCUCCAAGAACAAGUGAAUCGAACACGGGAUUGCUACAGAAACAACUCAGGACCAUGACGUCAGGAUGUUGGCCACGUGGCCUUUGGACAAAACCAUUUAUCAUUUCUAGUGCAUAAAUAUUAAAUAAAAUUUUCUAUAUAUUGGU
Molecule: messenger RNA, 3252 nt
Organism: Drosophila novamexicana
Lineage: Eukaryota; Metazoa; Arthropoda; Insecta; Diptera; Drosophilidae
Product: elongation factor-like GTPase 1
Exons: 7
Coding region: 34-3123 (1029 amino acids)
Biological process (GO): cytosolic ribosome assembly
Cellular component (GO): ribonucleoprotein complex; cytosol
Molecular function (GO): GTPase activity; ribosome binding; GTP binding
Source: RefSeq, a predicted model, not a curated record